AUGGACAACGCCUAGCGUCGUGACGUACACGCCAAGAUGGCUGACACACUUUUACUUCGAGCUCUGAAGGGGAAGGCAAAGAAACUAAACUUUAGCAACAAGAAACUGGACAGUGUGCCUGCAAUUAUAGGGAAAAUAGUGAGUUUAACAAACGUCGAGCUGAAAAACAAUAGAAUACGGGAUCUGCCUCCUGAAUUCGGAUCAUUGGUGCAGUUGGCGAUCUUGAAUCUGGGAAACAACGAGCUUGAAGACCUGCCUGAGGCCUUGGCGUAUCUCCUCUCUCUACAGAAACUGCACGUCUUUCAGAACAAACUGAGAACGCUGAACCCCAGAGUACUCAUUGGUUUACAAAAUCUGACUCUGCUUAAUUUGAACAACAAUGACUUGGUUACACUGCCAGAGGAGAUUGGGAGACUUUGUAGUCUACAGUACCUGAGUCUGGACCAUAACCACCUGAUGCACCUGCCGUCCACCCUGUGCGCCUGUGUGGAGCUGACAGAGCUGCAUGUAGCCUACAACAACCUGCAGGGCCUGCCUCUGGAGAUAGGGUACCUGUCCAGACUCAACAAACUACAUCUGCAGAGGAACAGAAUAAAGGAGCUCCCAGAGGGCCUUGGCAAGUUGCUGAAGCUGACCUACCUUGAUGUGGCUGGAAAUGAACUGAGGAUAUUUCCAACGGAGUUAGGGAAACUUCCCCUGCGAGAGAUGUACUGUGAAGAAAACCCACUGCUGAGCUUUGCACCAGUCCAUUCUGUCCAGGAGGAAGAGGUCUUAGCACUCAAGGAGAUAGCUGCACGUUUUGUCAUGAAUGAGCUCAAGGAUAGAUUCUCCUACAUGAGGAAGGCUAUCCGCCACUACCCUGCCAUCCGUGAGAUGCUAGCUCAGGCCAGCCGGUGUGCCAUGUGUGACGAGGCCUUCCUCAACACAUGGCUGGAGUGUGUGCACUUCAUUGAUGUCAGAAAGGACUUGAAGACAAAGAACUUUGUGGGAACUAUCCCUGUUCGAGCGCUGCUCUGCUCCUACAAGUGUUUCAACAGAAAAGAUCAUCAUUUUUAUGGAGUUGCCUUCCCUUGAUAAGGAACUCCUAGGUUGGAGGGCACAUUUGAGUUUAGUAUUAAUGAUAUCACAAAUCAUGUGGGCAAUAUCUAAAAUAAUGUAUCUCAUAUGUAAUUCA
This is a messenger RNA of Branchiostoma floridae (Florida lancelet), 1174 nucleotides long. Its product is annotated as leucine-rich repeat-containing protein 69-like. Gene Ontology annotation, molecular function: protein binding. The record is from RefSeq and is a predicted model, not a curated record. The coding region runs from base 37 to 1074 and encodes 345 amino acids. The transcript is spliced from 9 exons. NCBI's taxonomy places the organism in Eukaryota, Metazoa, Chordata, Leptocardii, Amphioxiformes, Branchiostomatidae.